UAAACAGGCUGGGUUUCCCGCGCAUUCGUACUUUCCUAGUGUGAUGUCGUCAAGGCAUAGGAUUGAUAUCGGUGAAUCUAAGCCCAGACGGUCAAGCACCAUCUACGCUUCAAGCAGUCUGGUAAAUCUUUGUCCUUUGCAGCAAGCAAAGCCUUUAUUCAAGUGCACUUUUUAUUGAAUCAGAAAGUAAACUAGUUUCCUCUGUCGUACUUAGUCAAGUAAUUUUAUAACCCAGUUCAUAAUUGUAUCUUGGUGUCAAAUAUUCAUAUUUGGUAGCUUUUUGUAAAGAAUGUGAUUUAGUUUCUCCGUUUUUAAUGCGCUCAACACUACACCAAUAAGAUCUUAUUUGUGGUUGGGGUUUUCGUUCAUAAUGUUAGUAAUCAUCGUUUACAAUGACUACUUAGCCCUUUUGUAGUUUUUCAGCAAAUGUAUUUACUAUAAAUUUCUCGCAUCCUUUUAUUGAAGACGAAUAGGCUUCUGUAUCUUUUUUGAAUUCAGUAAACAGUUUGCACAAGCAAUGUAGCGGAGGUAUCAAGUUUACGUGUUUCGCUUUUUGUUAGUACCUGUCUCAUCGACAUAUUCUCAUCUUAUUUCGCAUUAUUACUGUAUUAUUGUCACAGGUUUUCUGAUGGACCGGAUAAUCAUACACGUGAUCGCUCACGCUCCCCAGAUAAUCACGUCAAAGUUAAACAGAAUGCUUCAAAUAAGUCUCCAUUCACAGCACAAACAAAUCCUUACAACGGCAAAUCAUUUAGUGCCAAAUACUUCGAACUUCUGAGGAAGCGUAUCAAAUUACCUGUUUGGGAAUACAAAGAGAAUUUUUUUCAGACAUUAUCGGAGAACCAAGUCACUGUUUUAGUUGGUGAAACAGGUUCUGGAAAAACGACCCAAAUUCCUCAGUGGUGCCUGGAAUGGGUAACUGGACGGUAUCCUACCAAAAAGGCAGUGGCCUGCACUCAACCUAGAAGGGUAGCAGCUAUGUCUGUUGCUCAGCGUGUUUCCGAGGAAAUGGAUGUUGAACUCGGUCAAGAAGUAGGAUACAGUAUUCGAUUCGAGGAUUGCACGUCCUCAAGAACUGUGAUGAAAUACAUGACUGAUGGUAUGCUUUUACGUGAAGGCAUGUCUGAUCCUUUGCUCGAGGCAUACGGUGUUAUUCUCUUGGAUGAAGCCCAUGAAAGAACUUUGGCUACUGAUAUUUUAAUGGGUCUACUUAAAGAAAUCACAAAGCAAAGAUUAGAUUUAAAAAUAGUUGUCAUGAGUGCGACUUUGGACGCUGGAAAAUUCCAAGAUUACUUUCACAAAGCACCUCUUAUGACCGUGCCCGGUAGAACUCAUCCAGUGGAGAUAUUUUAUACUCCAGAACCAGAACGUGAUUAUCUCGAAGCGGCUAUCCGUACUGUAAUCCAGAUUCAUAUGUGCGAAGAGAUCGAGGGUGACAUAUUACUGUUUCUGACGGGACAAGAGGAGAUUGAGGAAGCAUGCAAACGUAUCCAGAGAGAAGUAGAUGGGUUGGGCCCGGACGUUGGUGAACUUCGUUGCAUUCCUCUCUACUCUACCCUUCCACCAAAUCUUCAACAAAGAAUUUUUGAAUCUCCUCCUCCAAAACGUGCAAAUGGGGCUGUUGGUCGAAAGGUUGUAGUGUCCACAAAUAUUGCAGAGACAUCCCUCACAAUUGAUGGAGUGGUUUUUGUUAUUGACCCAGGUUUCGCAAAGCAGAAAGUCUACAAUCCUCGUAUUCGUGUUGAAUCUCUCUUAGUCACUGCUAUCAGCAAAGCUUCUGCACAACAACGUGCCGGGAGGGCCGGGCGUACAAGACCUGGAAAAUGUUUUAGAUUGUAUACAGAAAAGGCAUAUACAAAUGAGAUGCAAGAGAACACAUAUCCAGAAAUUCUCCGGUCAAACCUGGGUACUGUUGUCCUCCAGUUGAAAAAACUGGGAAUUGAUGAUUUGGUGCAUUUUGACUUUAUGGAUCCUCCCGCUCCGGAAACUCUGAUGCGUGCUCUAGAGUUAUUGAAUUAUUUGGCAGCCCUUGAUGAUGAUGGUAACCUAACCGAUCUAGGAAGUAUGAUGGCUGAGUUCCCACUUGAUCCCCAAUUAGCCAAAAUGGUUAUCGCCUCUUGCGAUUACAACUGCUCAAAUGAAAUCCUGAGUAUCACUUCAAUGUUAUCAGUACCUCAAUGCUUUGUACGCCCUGCCGACUCCAAGAAAACUGCAGACGAAGCCAAAAUGCGUUUUGCUCACAUUGACGGUGACCAUUUGACUAUGUUAAAUGUAUAUCAUGCCUUCAAACAGAAUCAUGAAGAUCCACAGUGGUGUUAUGAUAAUUUCAUAAAUUUCCGCUCAUUAAAAUCUGCUGACAACGUUCGGGUACAAUUAUCACGUAUCAUGGAUCGAUUUUCUCUUCGUCGUUCAAGUACAGACUUCACUUCUCGAGAUUAUUACAUUAACAUUCGAAAAGCUUUGGUAUCUGGCUUUUUCAUGCAGGUUGCGCAUCUUGAACGUACUGGACAUUAUUUAACUGUAAAAGACAACCAAGUGGUCCAGCUUCACCCCUCUACAGUAAUGGAUCACAAACCGGAAUGGGUGUUGUACAAUGAGUUCGUCCUUACAACAAAGAAUUACAUACGUACAGUGACUGAAGUAAAACCAGAUUGGCUUGUGCGUAUCGCUCCUCAAUAUUAUGAUAUGUCUAAUUUCCCUGAUUGUGAUGCUCGACGGAUACUCGAACGAAUUGUUCACAGGAUUCAAAAUCGUAAACUUCAACAAGAUCAAAAGCAAAGCCAAGAGCCGAAAUUACAAGCGCAAACUUGAUCCAUGUUCACACAUUCAGAUAUCACCACUACUCUUGAUUUAUAAGAUGUGAAGUAGUCUUGAUAACCAUCUUUGUAUUUUUAUUGACUUCCUCUGAAUUACCCACAUUCAAUGAAAGAGGUCACUCCGCAUUUCAAGUGCUGUUGUGUACAUUUUAUCCAGGCAACAAUAAAUAAUAUCCAGUUCAUUUAUUUCUUGUAAUUUGUUAAUGCGAAUUGAAUGAGGAUGGGUGAUUCAUUGUUUAUAUUAGUACAACAAUUAAGGUCUUAAUUUUCCGUCUAAUAUUGAUUGUUUCCCCAAAUCAGACGUGUAAAUGUAUAAGCUAGAACUCACAAUUUAACUUUUGUAAUUAAAAGUUAUCAUUGACUGAUAAUUAAGAAUACAAACACA
This is a messenger RNA of Schistosoma bovis, 3201 nucleotides long. The record is from the annotation of a GenBank genome assembly. NCBI's taxonomy places the organism in Eukaryota, Metazoa, Platyhelminthes, Trematoda, Strigeidida, Schistosomatidae.